CAAUGCCUGCACCUGCGGUUCCUAAAGUGAAGUUUUCGAAUGGGCGGUCGAUGCCGAUGUUGGGUCUGGGCACCUCUGAGUCACUCGCUGGAAAUGUUGAACGAGCGGUUAAAUACGCGAUCGACAACGGAUACCGCCACAUCGAUACUGCUUUCGCCUACGACAAUGAAAAAGAAAUUGGGAAUGCAAUCCGCGAGAAAAUCGAGGAUGGCACUGUGACGAGAGAGGAUUUGUUCAUAACUACUAAAAUCUGGGGUAACACUCACGCUGAAGAUAAAGUUGUGCCGACGUGCAGGAAGUCACUGGCUAAUUUGGGACUUGAUUACGUCGAUUUGUAUCUCAUUCACUGGCCGUUCGGCUUCAAGGAAGGCGAUGAUUUGUGGCCCAAAGACUCCAACGGCAAGUACUUAUUCUCAGACAUUGAUUACCUAGACACAUGGAAGGGAAUGGAAGAAUGCGUGCGUUUGGGUCUGGCACGCAGUAUCGGAGUCAGUAAUUUCAAUUCUCAACAAAUUACGAGACUCAUGGGAGCCGCCACGAUAAAGCCUGUGAAUAACCAGGUUGAAGUGAACGUCAAUUUCAAUCAACGCCCUUUGAUCGAGUUCUGCAAACAGCAAAACAUCACGGUAACUGCUUAUUCACCUCUGGGAAGACCAGGAAACCGUUAUGGCGUUGUUAAUUCCUUAGAUAAUCCCAAAAUUCAGACAAUCGCUGAGAAGUACAAGAAAACACCGGCCCAAAUCGCCCUGAGAUAUCUUCAUCAGCUUGGCGUUACACCCAUCCCCAAAUCCGUGACCGAGUCACGUAUCAAGGAGAACAUUGAUAUUUUCAAUUUUGAAUUGACACCUGAGGAAGUGGCAACCAUCGACUCUGUUGGAACCAAAAAACGCAUUUUUACUUUUGAGGCGGCUAAAGACCAUAAAUACUAUCCAUUCUCAAUCCCGUUCUAAGGAGUAUGAGAAGGAGAAAUAUUUCGGCGAGAUAGACAGUCAUUUCGAAUGAAAUUCAGAAUGAAAACAGCGCUUUUGUUGGUCUCUUGCUGCAUCGGAUUGGGGAUACUUGUGAGCAGUUCAAUCGAUUGUGAC
Messenger RNA from Diachasma alloeum, 1085 nucleotides. Its product is annotated as 1,5-anhydro-D-fructose reductase. Gene Ontology annotation, cellular component: cytosol. The coding region runs from base 3 to 950 and encodes 315 amino acids. The record is from RefSeq and is a predicted model, not a curated record. Gene Ontology annotation, molecular function: aldose reductase (NADPH) activity. The transcript is spliced from 6 exons. Lineage: Eukaryota; Metazoa; Arthropoda; Insecta; Hymenoptera; Braconidae.